Cordyceps militaris CM01 is the source of this 1701-nucleotide messenger RNA. RefSeq names its product Mob1 family protein. Gene Ontology annotation, cellular component: cytoplasm. Bases 1 to 1701 code for a protein of 566 amino acids. Lineage: Eukaryota; Fungi; Ascomycota; Sordariomycetes; Hypocreales; Cordycipitaceae. The transcript has a single exon. The record is from RefSeq and is a predicted model, not a curated record.
AUGGCACUGGCACCGAGCUCGCCGAGGCUGCCCAGCCCUCCGCCAGCCGCAGAAAUACAAAUGACACCCAACUCACCGUCUGGCGGUGCCGCUGCGACACUCGAAACAACACAGAUGGAACAGUCUCUGCUCGAUGCCAACUCGAAGCGAAGGAUACACCCCGGCACAAAGGCGGCUGAUAUGGCGGCUGGCCCGCCACUGGUGCCUCUGAGUGAGGUAAACGCGUGCUCGCCAAAUUCCAUGCGGCCGUCCAACGCGACAUUCCAAGAGUUGCUAACAGGACGCCUGAUACAGCUAGAAUCGGCAUUCUCACUACAGGAGCACCUUGCUUCUCUGCAUUACAACCUUACAGCGCAGGGCACUCGAGCACUGACGCGCGCGACAGCCCAUCAAAUUGCACAACCGCCAACGGGCAUUGAUCGAACGUUGUGGCUCUACGAGCUUUGUCGAUUCCUCAUCUCGCAGUGCAACACUCUUAUUGUCGGGUUCUUGUUCGAUACACCACCCUGCAGCGCUGCAACCUGUCCAGAGAUGCGCGCGUCCGAGUGGCAGUUCCUCUGCGCUGUGCAUGAACAGCCCAAGAGCUGCUGUGCAAUCGAUUACUGUUGCCAUACGCUUGACUGGGCUGCCAAUGUGGUUUCGGAUCAAAAUAUCUUCCCGAGUCGAUUUGUGAUAUUAAACGACACACAGAGCAAAAAUGUCGGCCUCAAAAACCUGGUCAAUGUUUUUCGCCGUUUGCACCGCAUUUUUGCGCACGCGUGGUUUCAGCAUCGGAGUGUAUUCUGGGCAGUUGAAGGACAGAGUGGACUGUACGUCUUCUUCAAGACAGUAUGCGAUCUGUAUGAUUUGUUGCCCGCAGAGAAUUACAAGCUUCCGCCGGAAGCCGAGGGCCUCGAGGCUACAGACAUUAGCCACGACGCGGCUGCAAACAAGUCACCAACCGCGACAGCACCCCCAAGAGUUUAUUCGAGAAUUCUGAAGCCAAGCUCACCACCGCAAGACAAUUCUAGCGGUGCAACAAGUCCGGAAGACCACCUGCAGCCGCAUGGACGGACCGCGACGAGGCGGCACAUCAGAAGUAACCCUUCGACAGGGAGCGCUGUGAUGACUGUGAUGGAGACGGACGAAGAAGACACGGACGCAGUGACACGAAGACUGGAUGUCAUGCAUAUGAGUAUUUCAUCGCCGCCAAAUUUGUCCCGGUUCGCAGACGAGCCGGAGGUUGCAAAGGCGUCUUCCGUCGUGGACGAGGCAUCGGAGGGCAUAUCAAUGGCACAAUCAACCGAAACAAAUGAGGCUGAUGAUAAGCCCGGGGAGAUUGACAAGACUGGCGCAAAAAGAACCACUAGUGAAGAGCCAGAGGCAGGGUCGGCAGUUGCUGAAAAGAGCGCUAAAGUGAAGGAGCCUACAGCCGAGGAAGCCUCCACCACACCAGCAGCACCAGAUACUUCAUCAGACCCAACGACAGAGGCAAAGACGAGAGAGGAGAUCGGGGGCGCUACUUCUGGUGACCGGGACGGGCCAGUGACAGACCAUCCGGGGCAAGAUGCUCCAGUCAAGCAAGAUGCUGAGGCGAUUAGUGAGGUAGCAGGCGCUUCGACUAGUGACAGCGAUGCCGCUGAUACGCUUUCAACCCCCUCAACGACGGCCUCGGACUCAUCUCCCACGACGGAAAAAAACGCAGAGGACGAUGCUCAGUAA